Oncorhynchus nerka (sockeye salmon) is the source of this 732-nucleotide messenger RNA. Its product is annotated as ATPase inhibitor B, mitochondrial-like. The transcript has 3 exons. Gene Ontology annotation, biological process: negative regulation of ATP-dependent activity. Gene Ontology annotation, molecular function: ATPase inhibitor activity. Lineage: Eukaryota; Metazoa; Chordata; Actinopteri; Salmoniformes; Salmonidae. Bases 35 to 577 code for a protein of 180 amino acids. The record is from RefSeq and is a predicted model, not a curated record. Gene Ontology annotation, cellular component: mitochondrion.
UUAUUUCACGUCACCAUUAAGCCCUUCUGUGAAAAUGAGCGGACCAAAGAGAAGGAAAGUGGACAGGGAAUGCCGAGUGUUUAAUAAGGAGUGGACAACAAAAUACUUCUUCACUGAAGUCCGAUCAACGGCUGUAUGUCUGAUAUGCCAAGAAGCUGUUGCGGUUUUCAAAGAGUACAAUAUCAGCCGUCACUUUGCCACGAAGCAUGCAAACUAUGCUAGCAAGCAGUCAACACAAGAACGGGCGGCUACUGCUCAGAGGUUGGCAGCUAAUUUACAGAGUCAACAGAACUUUUUUCACCGACAAACUGCAAUUCAAGAGUCAAGUACCAAGCUGGGUGAGUUGGGCAAAGGUGCAGGGAAAGGAGGGGGUGGCGGAGGAUCUGUCAGAGAGGCAGGAAAGAAACAGGCUGCAGAGGAGGAAAUGUACUUCAGGCGUAAAGAGCAGGAACAGUUGGCUGCACUGAAGCAGCACCACCAAGAGGAGAUUGAUCACCACAAGAAGGAGAUUUCGAGGCUGCAGAGCGAGAUUGACCGUCACAAGGGGAAAAUUAGGAAGCUGAAUCAUGAUGAUUGAGACUCACUCUAUUUGAAUGAAGCCCAGGGAUUCUUUAUUGCCUACCUCUAGACAUCGCCUGCAUUGCCUCUCUGGGCCAGCUCUGUGUAUGUGUGAUUAAUUGUUCUGUAUAUGCUCAAGGUUAUUAAAACAAUUAUUUGAUAUGGUUAAUGUUA